UUGUUAUAAAGGUUCAAGGCCUUGGUUUCCUUCACAAAAAAAAGGUUUAGCGCUAUUUGCUGUAACCCUUGCAAUUGCAUACACUGUGUAAGCAAGAAGAUGAACACAAACAUUAUGCUGAAGCGAGGUCUUGAAAGCUUGACCAGCACGGCAGCAACCACCAGAUUCUCCUCCUGCUUGUCUCUUCGGUUGUUCCGUUCCGACGCCGCUGCUGCUGCCGUGAACGCCCCUGCUUCUUCGGUUCUGAACACCGUCAACCCCCACACUCCUAUUUAUGCUGGAGUUAUCCCAAUUGGAGGUCGAGUGCGUUUGGCGAACCUGCCGAAGAAAAGGAACAUUGACAGGGACCUGAAAUCAGCUAUGCAAGGGGUUCCGGGCAUAAUAAAUAUAGUUCCAGCUGUUACUGGAAACAAGAAGACAAGGGAUCCUAUCUGCAAGGGUUUUGCUUUUGUUGAUUUCAAGCGCAAAAAGGAUGCAGUUAGGUGUGUAGAGUUGUGCGCUGGACAAACUAUAACUUUUGGCAAAAUUCAGAAGCAAAUAAAAUGUGAGGUUGUUAAUGCACAGUCUUCCUCUUCUUCUCUCCAGUUAAGCAAAAAUCCCGGCGCUCUUCCACUUCCAUCUGAACAGGGUACCAAAGUUAGACAAGAGAAUGCACCCAAGAAAAAACUAAUUUCCAAAAAGAAAGUAAAAAAAGUUUUAGAAAUUCCUGGAUCAGCAAAGAGGUUGAAGAUCGAGAAGAAGUCUAUAUUAACUCGUAUUUUCUCCAAGUACGGAUCAAGACCUGUUGUUGCUUCAAAGGAUAAUUAGUGAAUUGUUGAUCAGAGAUUGUCAUAAUUUAAACUAUCUCUCCCAGCAUUUAGGGUCUACUACAAACUAAAAAACCAUUUUACAUGCUGGGGGACAUUUUAGUUGGCGUAGGUUCAUGCUAGUUUUUUAUUCAAGUGUCCAAUCAAGUUGUAGCAUAGGGAGUAUUGUCGAAAAAUCUAUACUAUUAUGUCUCCUGAAGGCAUUCUUUCUCAGUAUCUCUACUCUUGGGUGGGAAACUGGGAAUUGAAAUAUUUAUUGGACAUUCUCAUGUAGUCAUGUUUGAGUUUGAUUCAUUAAAACACUGGGUUAAAUUUGGUUG
Molecule: messenger RNA, 1126 nt
Organism: Lotus japonicus
Lineage: Eukaryota; Viridiplantae; Streptophyta; Magnoliopsida; Fabales; Fabaceae
Exons: 4
Coding region: 100-807 (235 amino acids)
Molecular function (GO): RNA binding
Source: RefSeq, a predicted model, not a curated record